Messenger RNA from Chilo suppressalis (striped riceborer), 2700 nucleotides. The record is from the annotation of a GenBank genome assembly. Lineage: Eukaryota; Metazoa; Arthropoda; Insecta; Lepidoptera; Crambidae.
AUGGUCUUCCUUUGCAGGUGGGAUAAGGGUGAGAUCGCAUGGACGACACGGAGGCUCCCGGCGGCCGGCACCGGACGGCGCGCGCCGGCUGUCUAUCUGCAGCCUUAUCUGUCGAGCAGUGACGAUAGCCCGCGACUUGAGUGCGAUGUUAUCGCUACGGAGACAAUAACCGCACAGCCUUCGAUGCCAUCCAACAUGAACGCGACGGAAGCCAGCCUCGACGUCAACAAGUCUACGCCGAUCUACACUAUAGGAACCAGCUUUAUAACGCAGUGGAAGCUACAGAAGUUGAAGAACCGCUCAUGUCUAUCUACAAACCUCCAGGAGUGCCAGGGCUACCUGCUCACCAACAGCACCAACUUCACCGACGUCUACUACUUCAAUAGCACUGUCGAGAACAUCCUCGUUGCAAACGGAGAACUGGAACCGGUAUUACCUCCCUUCCCCCUGUGGCUGGCAUCCAUCUUCGCCACCUGCCUCGUGCUCGUCAUACUGCUGACAAUCAGCGGUAAUGUGCUGGUACUGCUGGCAUUCCUCGUGGAUAGAACCAUCAGACAGCCCAGCAACUACUUCAUAGCGUCGCUCGCGGCCACUGAUCUGCUAAUAGGUACAUUAUCUAUUCCUUUUUAUACCGACUAUGUUUUAAAAGGUUAUUGGCAUCUCGGACCUUUGCUCUGCGAUCUGUGGUUAUCAGUCGACUACACUGUCUGUCUGGUAUCUCAAUACACAGUUCUACUUAUAACAGUAGACAGAUUUUGCAGUGUCAAAAUAGCAGCCAGAUAUCGAGCGUGGCGAACGAAGAACCGAGUCAUAUGGAUGGUGACUGUCACGUGGAUAAUACCCGCCUUACUAUUUUUUACAACUAUUUUUGGAUGGGAACACUUUGUAGGGUUUAGAGAUUUACAAGAAGGCGAGUGUGCUGUGCAAUUUCUGAAAGAUCCAAUAUUCAACACAGCACUGAUAAUUGGCUAUUAUUGGACGACUCUGUUCGUUCUUAUUGUAUUGUACGCAGGCAUUUUCAAGACUGCCUACGAUAUGCAGAAGAAAAGUGAAGCAAAGCAAAGGAAAAUGCAGUCUAUGGUAGCUUUAAGUGCAGGAUUCAUGACCGGAAUGGCAGGACGCGCUGCGGGAACCUCUGGUUUGUCUAAAGUGACAAUCUCUAGUGAAGAUCAAAUAAAAGUUACCGAAACUAUUCGAAAAGAUUCCACAUCCAAGGGUUCUUUGGCAGCACCUCUUUUAAAUUUGGGCGGAUCGACAGAUUCAAAUUCUAGCCAAAAGUCUUCAGCACAUAAGAGUAGUGCUACUGCAACUGGUACUUCAACCACUCAAGAAUCAGACGGAGACAAGAAAGAAGAUCAAGUAGAAGCAGAAAGAUCUAGUAGUCCGGCGUUUGAUUCAGACGAAGAAAGCACAACACAGACAAACUCCAAGAAACGCCCUUCAGUGGCAAAUUUAGUGAUGCAAACUGGUGCUCUACAAUUAUUGAAUAAUAUGCGCAUGAAUGGUGGUAUGUUGAUAAAAGCAGAUACAAAACAAUCUCCAAUGUUAAAACAUGAUCCAGAAAAAGCUAAAACCUCCUUGUCACAAAUUUCUGAAAAAAGUUUGUUGGAUACUGAUAAUCAAGAAAGCUCACAAUGCGAUGGGCACACGCCAGCGCCAACAGUGCCUCUAUCUCCUGGUAGCUUUAUGUCACCUAUUUCGUCAGGUGUAGCCACACCAUCUGAACAAAGAGAAGUAUCGACUACUAUUGCUCAAAGAAUCAUACCUCCGCCAUCUGAGUUUAGAUGCAGUCCUGUUGUGUCUGAAAGUCCUCCAUCUUAUUCCGAAUCAUCUCGGACUAAAACUGUUCGUAUAAUAAAAAGCGACGGUACUUCGUAUGAUAUCCUAGUAGGUAUGGAUGAAGCUGACCUGAGGUACAUGGAUGAAAGUUCUGUGAUUGUUCCUUCUCCAACUUUUGAAAGUCCACCGUCUUCUGUUACGUUCCCGACAGCUACCGAACCAUCAUCACCGCCGACUACAAAUGCUGCUGCAAUCACAAAUACCUCAUUGUUGCAAGCUGCUUUAAUAAGAGCUACAGCCGAAGCUCAAAUAACGCAACCAAAACCCGCAUUCUCCCCUCCUCCUCCAAUUAAGGUUAAUACUGAAGUAAGUUUAUCAACAGGAGAGAAAUCCAAACCUGUAAUUACUUUAGUAUCCUCGUCUUUGCAUAAUAAUGAGUCUCAGACACCAAAGCCAACUGAAAAUAAAGUAACACCCUUAAAACUUAAUCCGAUAAGUCCUGCUGUUGAGAACAGCGAUGUUUCGAGCACCGCAGUAACUGGAUCAGGGCGCGGCGAUUCCAAGAAAGAGUUUGUUAAAAACAUAGGGAAAAAAUUAAAAGUUAAACGUUCGAAACGGGACGGCUUAUUCCAAAGUAUCGGCCGUCAGAAGUCGAAGUCAGAAAAUAGAGCUAGGAAAGCGUUUAGAACAAUAUCUUUUAUAUUAGGUGCGUUCGUUGUCUGUUGGACACCUUACCACAUUCUAGCAUUGGUCGAAGGAUUUUGUACUGAUCCACCUUGUAUCAACAAACAUUUGUAUAUGUUUUCCUACUUUUUGUGUUAUGCCAAUAGCCCAAUAAAUCCGUUUUGCUAUGCGUUAGCUAACCAACAAUUCAAGAAGACUUUCACGAGACUCUUACGAGGCGAUUUUCACAUCACCUAG